GGGACGGCGGAAGGAGAAGUUUGCCCCUUCCCCUCAGUACAAAAUUGGGAUUCAAGGCUGCAGCUGAAGCCAUGAGUAUAAACAGCCAGUGGGAUGUGAACAAAGCUGUAACGCUUGCUACCUUGUUCCAUUUUCUUUACAGUGCAGGAAAUGCCUGCACGCUUCCAUUUUUAACUCUAUACUUUCGUCAGCUUGGCCUGACUGCACCAUUAGUAGGGAUUAUAAUAGGACUUAAGCACUUAAUAACUUCCCUUUGGGCUCCACUUUGUUCCUAUCUAGCAAAAACACAUAAUAAAAGGAAACUCCUCAUAAGUGGAUCACUGCUGUGCUCAGUUGGAGCUAGUUUACUUCUUAGUCUUGUCCCACCACUGAGCAAGAACAUUGUCCAUAAUUAUUGUAACAUGAGCCAACAUCCAGGUAAACUACUGACUGCAACUCAGGUACCUGAUAGAAGUAUGAUCAGUCUGAGUACAUUGAAUAUCAGUCCUGCUCCAAAUGACAAAAUGACACCAACUGAAUUGCUUGGAAUGGUCUCAAAGGACCUGGUUAGUACUGGAAAACCAGCUGUAACAGUUACGCCAUUGAAUAUGUAUUCGUCUGUAAAUAUUCCUUCUGCGAUAAACAGUGGACUCAAUGAUACUACUAUAGGUGCACAGCAAUUCACAGGCUUGACAUCUGGUACUUCUUGGAAAGAAAUUUCCCCAGGAGGACAAAUGUUAGAGGCACCUGUGCCUGUGAAGGCAGCUAGAAGCUCAAUUACAGACAUCAUGAAUAGCAGAGAAAAUGCUCAGAAAAAUGGCUCAUCAAGAAGAAAUAUUAGUUUCGUAUCUCACACAGCCCCAGUACCCCCAAUGGAGGCACCAUAUAUAUUAAAAAACCUUUCAGGACGCUGGGAAAUAGAACAGGAUGAAAGCUCUCAGUUACUGCAAGGUACUGACUUCUUGGACAGUGAGCAUCAGGUCUUCCUUAUGGUGCUAGGUGCUGUUGUGCUUUGGGAGCUUUUAGCUGCUCCUCUUGGCUGGAUGGUUGAUGACAGCCUCUAUGAAUACCUUGACUUUGUUGAUGCUGCAGACAAAUAUGGAAACCUUUGGAUCUGGAGUUAUUUAGGUGCAUCUGUGGGAGUCUGCAGCAUAGCAGUGUUUGUGGAUCAACUAGACUGUUUUUUGAGCACUAAUAUUCCACGUUUUUCAGUUCAUUUUUAUGGCUAUGCCUUGUUGAUAACUCUAACAUUACUUGUUAGUGUUUUCUUUCCAGUCCAUGUGUCCAAAAAAAAUGAACAUGUCAAUAAAACAGGCAAAGCUUUGAACCUUAUUGGGAGUGAUGGCCGAACCAUCCUGUCUGCUGUCACUGUCUUCCUCACAGGUGCCAUUGGGUCAACUGUGCAGAAUUUUCUUUUCUGGCAAAUGCAAGACCAAGGCAGCAGUGAGUUAUACAUGGGCCUCUCAGUGGCCAUUGGACUGAUUGCUGAAAUUCUGCUCUACUUCUUCAAAAGCAAACUACUAAGGGCUCUCUCAGGUGGUGGAACUGUUGCCAUGAGCUUAAGCUGCCUAGCAGCACAGCUGCUCUAUUAUUCAUUCCUAUGGAACGCCUGGGCAGUGCUGCCAAUCCAGAUCUUCUGUGCCUUCAGCAAUGGAGCCUUGUGGUGGGCUGUGAACAUGCUGGCAGAUGACAUUGCCACUCCCGGCACAGAGCGAUCACUGCAUCUUGUCUUACAGGGCCUCUCUUGUGGAUGUGGAGCCAGUCUGGGAAGUUUUGCAGGGGGGUUUGUUGUGAACAGUUUUGGCCUAGCAGUACUCUACAGGGCAUGCUCCAUUACUUUAAUGCUCUGGUUAAUCUUGUUCAUGAUUGUCCAAUCUAAGUUGCCACGCCAGAAAAGAAUUAAUUACUCCCGUCUCUUAGCUGCGGAUUCUAGUGAUAUGAGUGACUCUGAUGAUGAUUAUUAUGAUAAGGAAAGGGACUGGCUGGUAAAAGCUAUGAAAGAUGAGAACUUCAAUAGGAAUUGGUAAAAGUCUUGCAUUUCAUCAGUAACAGACCAAAGAACAGACUUCAAAGAAAUAGGAUGAAGUUAUUAUAAAUGAUGCACAUUGAAAUUAUAAGGAGGUAUUCUGCUAACUGUGGGAUACUUUUGGUGUAUAUACUUGCUCA
Molecule: messenger RNA, 2145 nt
Organism: Varanus komodoensis (Komodo dragon)
Lineage: Eukaryota; Metazoa; Chordata; Lepidosauria; Squamata; Varanidae
Gene: MFSD6L
Product: major facilitator superfamily domain containing 6 like
Exons: 2
Coding region: 72-2006 (644 amino acids)
Cellular component (GO): membrane
Source: RefSeq, a predicted model, not a curated record